AUGGCCCGUACCCAAAAGAACAAGGCUACAUCAUACCAUUUAGGAACUUUAAAAGCUAAAUUGGCAAAAUUACGUAAAGAAUUAAUAACUCCCAUUGGAUUCGACGUUGCAAAAACUGGUGUUGCUCGUAUCGGUUUUGUCGGUUUUCCAUCUGUAGGCAAGUCGACACUGAUGUCAAAGUUGACCGGCACUUUUUCGGCUGUUGCGGCGUAUGAAUUCACUACUUUGACUACAGUGCCAGGUGUGCUUCAAUAUAAAGGUGCUAAGAUUCAAAUUCUCGAUCUACCCGGUAUCGUUGAAGGUGCAAAGGAUGGUAGAGGUCGUGGUAGACAAGUAAUUGCGGUAGCCCGUACUUGCUCUCUCAUCUUCCUAGUACUCGACGUUUUGAAACCUCUUACUCAUAAAAAAAUUAUUGAAACUGAAUUGGAGGGGUUUGGCAUCAGGUUAAAUAAGAAACCUCCAAAUAUUUAUUUUAAAAAAAAGGAAAAGGGAGGUAUCAACAUGACGAACACGGUUCCAUUAACCCAUUUAGAUUUGGAUCAGGUUAAAGCAGUGUUAAGUGAAUAUAAAAUUCACAAUGCAGAUGUAAACUUUAAAUGUGACGCUACCGUCGAUGAUUUGAUCGAUGUUAUCGAGGGUCGUAUUUACAUACCCGCAAUAUAUGUCCUCAACAAGAUUGAUCAAAUAAGUAUAGAAGAAUUAGAUUUAGUAUAUAAAAUUCCGCAUGCGGUUCCUAUUUCGGCUCAUCAUGAAUGGAACUUUGAUGAACUAUUGGAAAAGAUGUGGGAAUAUCUUAACCUUAUCAGAAUUUACACAAAACCGAAGGGUCAACUACCUGACUAUAGUGCACCAGUUGUUUUGCGAUCAAGCCUUUGUAAUGUUGAAGAUUUUUGUAACAGUAUUCAUAGGGGAAUUGUUAAACAAUUCAAAUAUGCUUUGGUGUGGGGUAAUUCUGCUAAACAUCAACCCCAGAAAGUUGGAUUGUCUCACGUACUUGCUGAUGAAGAUGUUGUUCAAUUAGUUAAACAAUGA
Dentiscutata erythropus is the source of this 1032-nucleotide messenger RNA. NCBI's taxonomy places the organism in Eukaryota, Fungi, Glomeromycota, Glomeromycetes, Diversisporales, Gigasporaceae. The record is from the annotation of a GenBank genome assembly.